Messenger RNA from Malania oleifera, 1320 nucleotides. Its product is annotated as pectate lyase-like. The record is from RefSeq and is a predicted model, not a curated record. NCBI's taxonomy places the organism in Eukaryota, Viridiplantae, Streptophyta, Magnoliopsida, Santalales, Ximeniaceae. Gene Ontology annotation, molecular function: pectate lyase activity. The transcript is spliced from 4 exons. Bases 1 to 1320 code for a protein of 439 amino acids.
AUGAUGAAAGGUGGGGUGAAGAUUUGGGGGUUGCUUUUGCUCGCAUUGGUUGCGAUGCUAAUGGGAAAGGUGAGGGGUGACAUUGCAGACUUCGAUGAGGUUUGGCAGAAGAGGGCAGAGGAGGCACAGAAGGCAGCGCUCGAGGCUUACGAGCCCAACCCCCUUGACACUACUGACCAUUUCAAUGAGCACGUCCACAAGGCAACAGAGGGUGGAAACAGCACAAGAAGAAACUUACGUAAACACAAGGGGCCGUGCAUGGCAACGAACCCCAUCGACCGGUGCUGGCGGUGCAACAAGAACUGGGCCGCCAACCGCAAGCGCCUUGCCGGCUGCGUCCUCGGCUUCGGCCGCAAGACCCGCGGCGGCAAGCGCGGCCACUACUACGUCGUCACCGAUAACUCCGACGGCGACAUGGUCAACCCGAAGCCCGGAACCCUCCGCCACGCCGUCAUCCAGGACGGUCCUCUCUGGAUCAUCUUCGCCCGCAACAUGGUCAUCCGCCUCAGCGAAGAGCUCCUCGUCACCAGCAACAAGACCAUCGACGGCCGCGGGGCCAACGUCCACAUCGCCUACGGCGCUGGCAUAACCAUCCAGUACGUGAACAAUGUCAUCAUCCACGGUAUCCACAUCCACGACAUCAACGCCGGCGGCGGAGGCCUCAUUAGGGACUCCGUGCAUCACUACGGGUUUCGGACGGCCAGUGACGGCGACGGCAUCUCCAUCUAUGGGUCAACCCACGUCUGGAUCGAUCACGUGUCCAUGUCCAAUUGCAAAGAUGGACUCAUCGAUGCCAUCAUGGGCUCUACUGCCAUCACCAUCUCCAAUUGCCACUUUACCCAUCACAAUGAGGUGAUGCUGUUUGGGGCGAGCGACGGGUACUCCGGCGACCAAAUAAUGCAAAUAACGGUGGCGUUCAACCACUUCGGGAGGGGAUUGGUGCAGAGGAUGCCGAGGUGCCGAUGGGGGUUCUUCCAUGUGGUUAACAAUGACUACACUCACUGGCUCAUGUACGCCAUGGGAGGGAGCCAACACCCCACAAUCCUCAGCCAAGGCAACCGGUUCAUUGCUCCUCCUGAUGAAUUCGCUAAAGAGGUGACGAAGAGGGAUUAUGCACCAGAGAGCGUGUGGAAGUCGUGGACAUGGAGGUCGGAGGGAGAUCUAAUGAUGAACGGAGCCUUCUUCGUGGAAUCAGGAAAUCCGAAAGUGAGCUUCCCUUUCUCCAAGAAGGAUGUGAUCAAGGCAAAGCCUGGCACCUUCGUCACUAGACUCACUCGCUUUGCCGGUACUCUUGAUUGCAUACCAGGUCGCCCAUGUUAA